CAGCCUCCUCCUUCCUCGUCCUUUUGCCCGUCUCGUCAUCUCCUUCCUUCUCACUUCUUCACAACGUCUUCCCAACAACAAUGGCUACAUCACGAGCUACUAUCCUUCUCUUAUUCACUCUCUCCUCACUCGCCGCCGUUAUCUCCGCCCACAACAUCACCGACAUUCUCUCCGGCUUCCCUGAAUACAGUCAGUUCAACUCCUUCCUCUCCCAAACAAAGCUCGCCGACGAAAUCAACAGCCGCCAAACCAUCACCGUCCUUGCACUCAAUAAUGGCGCCUUAUCUUCUCUCACCGCCAAACACCCUCUCUCUGUCAUCAAGAACGCUCUCAGCCUUCUCGUCCUCCUCGACUACUACGACCCUCCCAAGCUUCACCAGAUCUCUAAAGGUACCACUCUCACCACCACACUGUAUCAGACCACCGGAAAUGCACCUGGUAACUUAGGGUUCGUCAAUAUCACUGACCUCCAAGGCGGCAAGGUCGGCUUCGGCUCCGCCGCUUCUGGUUCCAAGCUCGAAUCGUCGUACACUAAGUCCGUCAAGCAGAUUCCGUACAAUAUCUCUGUUCUUGAGAUUAGCUCGCCGAUUAUCGCGCCGGGAAUCUUGACAGCUCCUGCUCCAACGGCUGAUGUUAACAUUACGGCGCUUCUGGAGAAGGCUGGCUGUAAAACGUUUGCUUCGUUGGUUGUAUCAAGCGGUGUGAUUAAGACCUAUCAAUCUGCCGCUGACAAAGGUUUGACUAUCUUUGCGCCGUCCGAUGAGGCCUUCAAGGCUCGUGGAGUUCCCGAUCUGAAUAAGCUUACCAGUGCGGAGGUGGUUUCGCUGUUGCAGUAUCAUGCCGCCGCAAGGUAUAUUCCGGUUGGGACAUUGAAGACUACCAAGGAUCCGAUUACUACAUUGGCCACCAGCGGCGCUGGGAAGUACGAUUUGUCUGUUGCUACUGCCGGUGAUUCCGUUAGUCUCCACACCGGAGUCGAUUCGUCGAGAAUCGCUGAUACGCUUUUGGACUCUACUCCGCUUGCUAUCUUCACCGUCGAUAAUGUGCUUCUUCCAACAGAAUUGUUUGGCAAGUCUCCGUCGCCUGCUCCGGCUCUAGAACCAGUGAGCUCUCCUUCCCCUGCACCGGCUUCUCUGGCCCCAGCUCCGGCAGUUGAGGCACCCUCUCCCGUUGCUGCUUCACCUCCGGCUCCGGCCAUUGAGACUCCGGUAGGUGCUCCGGCUGAUGGGCCAGCGGCGGAGGCUGAGCAGAGCGCCUCGGACAAGGGAGCAGGAACUCAUGUGAAGGCCUCUGCAGUUUCCGCCGUUCUAUUCACGUUGUCUGCCACUGUGAUACCUUGCCUUGUUUUGUCCUGAAUUGUAAUUGCAGAGGCAUUUUAGUUUUUCUUUGUUUUUUUUUUUUUUGAAUUUUGAGAAAACAAGAUCAGAUCAAGUUUUAUUGGAGUUUUGCUUUAAUUUUUGUAAGUUUUUGUUUAAAAUAUUUUCAGCCUUUAUGAAUAA
Prosopis cineraria is the source of this 1499-nucleotide messenger RNA. Its product is annotated as fasciclin-like arabinogalactan protein 10. NCBI's taxonomy places the organism in Eukaryota, Viridiplantae, Streptophyta, Magnoliopsida, Fabales, Fabaceae. The transcript has a single exon. The coding region runs from base 81 to 1355 and encodes 424 amino acids. The record is from RefSeq and is a predicted model, not a curated record. Gene Ontology annotation, cellular component: plasma membrane.